AUGGCAGCAGCCUAUCGCGUAGUGGUGAGCAGUGUGAGCUGCUACAACAGCGUGGUAGUGGACCGGCGAACUCACUCCCAUGCUGUGCACUACUGCUCGGGGCCAUGUGGGGCGCUGUCCCAGGGUCUGGACUGUACUGUCGCGCACCGCGGCACCUGCUCCGAGCUGCUUGUCGCGCCAGACCCCGUUUACACUGACACGAACAGUUCACCCAUACACUCCCGUAACAUGAUCACUCAGCAGCUUCCUAACCAUUGUAAAAUUAGUGUUGCCAUGGAUACUAGUUAUAAUGGUGGUCUAGAAAGGGCGGGCAGCAGUGGGAAUCUGUCCGUAGGGGAAGACAGCCCCACGUGGCGAGGUAAGAAGACCCCAAGUUGCGGAGGAUCGACUGGGAACCUGAGCUCCUCUAGCAGUCUAAAGGACAUAACCGAAGAGGCCAUCAACCUGGCCAGUGGUAAGCUCAAAGAGUUUUCUUUCGACAAGCUCCGCCUGUCCUCCUCCAGCCACGUCACCUUCCGGAAAGGUCGUAAAGUCCGUCCCGACUCUUUUAGCCGACGCUCCACUGACCUGGAGAUCAUCUACGGUCACUUCAGCUCUAACAUCACCACUAAUGGAACGACUAAUGGCAUGACGAAUGGCACGGCUACUUCUAAUGAUGAGAACAUGCCGCCGUUUGUGCUGGGGAAAGGGGCAGGGCUGGAGGAGACAAAGCUAAAGGGCAACUCGGGCACCUUGUCAGCCAUCACCAAAGUUGGUGGCGGCUCGACAAGCAGCCUAACAAGCAUUAGCUCAUUAGACCAAAGUCUGAACACGGUGGCUUCCCUGUACCGCAGCACCCUGGGGGAUGAGAACCUGAUUGCCCGUUUGCUGGAGAAGACACGAGCGGAGGCAGGCAGCGGGGGAGCAGGCGGGGAGGACAUCCGUGCCUGCCUUGACAUCCUGCUUAAAUGUUCUGAAGACCUUAAAAAAUGCACUGACAUCAUCAAGCAGUGCAUCAAACGCAAAGCCGGUGGAGGCCCGGAGGAUGGAGGCGCCAGUCCUGACAGCAUGUAUCGGGCUGUGAUGACCCGACUCAGCUCCUAUCUGAAAAGACUUCCCCUGGAGUUGGAAGGGAUUGGAGGCUUGGGAGGCAGUGGGCAGGGUGCACCCGGAAGCGGGCACAGUGAUUUGGCUGAGCUGGUCAACACUCUUCACUCCAUCCAACAGGGACCUUACUCUCCAAUAUUUGGCAAUGAGCAACCUCCUCGCUACGAGGAUGUGGUGCAGUCCCCUCCCAUCCCAAAGACUCUUCCUCACUCUGCAUCUUCUACUCUCUCCUCUGUUUCAUCCUCCUCUUCUUUGAAAUCAGACUCCAUCCAUAAUAUACCAGCCCAAAGCUCCCCAUCCAGAACCAGUUCCCUCACCAAUGGACUACAGCAUCCACAUUCUUCUUCUAUCACACAACACGCACUCUCUCUCCCGUCUAUCACCUGCUCUCCAUCCGGCUCCUCUCCAUCACAGUCUCCCUCCCCUCUUCACACUUCCCCGACCCCACCGUACACACACACUCCUCCGGCGUCCCCUAUGGAGGCUCUUUAUAUUGAGGAGGAGGAAGCAGAUGUGGGCAGGGCACCAGAACAAAUCUCACAACAGACACUCACUCCAAGCAGAGGGGUAAACACUAUCCACAACAAAAACGGGACUGUGUUAAGUCAGCACAUGCACCUAUCCCAAGGGCACACACUUCAUAACUCUUCAAAUGCGUCGCCAGCCAGCACUGGCUACAGCCCCACUUGGCCUUCCUCUGCCUCACUAACGGUCUCAGCACCCAAGGCUGUCUCACACAGGAAUGAUGACAUCGACAAGCUGCUGAUGGACUUGGAGAAUCUGUCUCAGAGUAUGAGCCACCCCAGAAACACUGAGCCUCCACUUCCAGCCAAGACCAGGAAGAGGGAGGGGGGCCAGGGGAUCACCCCCAAAGAGGCCUUCACCCAGCCCAAAAUGGCCCACUUCCAAGUCCAGAAGCCAGCUAGCCACAUAGCCAUGAAUGGCCCUAGCUCCAGGACUCCCCCGAGUCUGACUCCUCCCCAGGGAGAGAACAGUGAAGCUUCGUUAGGAGAGGAGGAGGAUGGGGCCCUUCUGCUGAGGAUCCUGGAGAGCAUCGAGAGUUUUGCACAGGAACUGGUGGAUUCUGGGGCAGGAAGCUCAGGGAGCGCUGAGCGGAAAUGUGGGAAGGAGCGGGAGGUGAUGAGGCUCCUGCAGGAUACACUGGCCACCACCGGCAGGGCUGAUACCCCUCUGGAGAGCACAAACCCACCAGCUGCUGCUCCCGCUGCUCCACCCAUCCACAUAAACACAGCCCCAGCCAUACCAAACCACUCCCUUGCAAACACACUUACAGUUUCACCUGCGCCGACACCUAUACCUGCAACACCCGAGGCUGUGUGCAAUGCCACAUCCGAAACUGCGCCUAAACCAACACCUGACGUAGCCCCCAAACCUCUGCCCACACCCGUACCCGAGCCUACAACUGAAGUCACGGAUGAAGUUACAGAAGCUUCUGCAGGUGACACCCCUGCUCCUGCACCACCUGCACCUGCAACGUCGCAUUCCACCGCACAUUCAGCCGACCUUACACCCGUGGCCGCGCCUGAAGCCCCGGCCGCUGUUGCCACCCCGGCCGCAGUAGCUGCAAGAGACGCUGCCGUUGCUGUCGGCGACCCUGCUGCUGUGCGAGACACUGGAUCAACUCUACUCAUCCAGCAGACUCCAGAGGUGAUCCGAUGUGAAAAGAGUUUCCCAAUGUUCUAG
Molecule: messenger RNA, 2790 nt
Organism: Seriola dumerili (greater amberjack)
Lineage: Eukaryota; Metazoa; Chordata; Actinopteri; Carangiformes; Carangidae
Product: serine/threonine-protein phosphatase 2A regulatory subunit B'' subunit alpha-like
Exons: 2
Coding region: 1-2790 (929 amino acids)
Source: RefSeq, a predicted model, not a curated record